Messenger RNA from Corticium candelabrum, 753 nucleotides. RefSeq lists its product as uncharacterized. The transcript is spliced from 9 exons. The record is from RefSeq and is a predicted model, not a curated record. Gene Ontology annotation, cellular component: mitochondrial inner membrane. Lineage: Eukaryota; Metazoa; Porifera; Homoscleromorpha; Homosclerophorida; Plakinidae. Gene Ontology annotation, biological process: mitochondrial proton-transporting ATP synthase complex assembly. Bases 25 to 753 code for a protein of 242 amino acids.
CACGUGACUACUAAGUUCUUUUAAAUGAGUUGGUCGGCGGCGAUUAAACGUUUUAGUUUGUUGAAAGGCUGCAGAACAGUUGUUUUACUUAACAGAAGCUGGAGACAAUUGUCAUCUCAAACUCGAGCUGAGAAACGUCAACUGAUAAGAGAACAAAUUCGGAAAGAACUUGGUCAAGGCUAUGUUGCAGAGCUAAAAGAGUUUCGUGCAAAUGGAGCAAAGAGAUCGGAAGCACCAACCACCAUUUGCGAACAAAAGGAUGGUCUUCAAUUUCCUGCAUUUGAUUGCAUCACAUUGUCUCAGCGACGUGUCAGUCUACCACAAGAUUUCAUGGACAGAACGACGUUAGUCUUGCUGUCGAUGAGAGGAGUUGGAUUGACUAUGUGUGACACAUACAGGCAAUCGUUUGUGUCGGAAUUUCAAGAUCCAAACUUGCAUUUAUUUUCUCUAGAGAUAUGCUUGGUUGACAACUGGUUUUUCAGGUUGAUAAGAAAUACUUUGGAGAGUCGACUUCGCGAGAAACUGAAGCCAUCAACUCGACAUGACCAGUUUGUAUGUCAACUGACCAAUGCAAGAACCAUUCGAUCAUCUCUCUCAAUCCACAACAGUCUCAUAGGCUACGCGUUUCUUGUUGACCACAGUGGGUUGGUACGAUGGUCGGCUCACGGGAAACCAACAGAAACAGAGCUGAAAUCAAUGAAUUUCUGCACAUCAAAGCUAAUAGGAGAGGUUGAAAGUACACACAAGCAUUAA